Arabidopsis lyrata subsp. lyrata is the source of this 2059-nucleotide messenger RNA. RefSeq names its product VAN3-binding protein. The record is from RefSeq and is a predicted model, not a curated record. The transcript has 8 exons. NCBI's taxonomy places the organism in Eukaryota, Viridiplantae, Streptophyta, Magnoliopsida, Brassicales, Brassicaceae. Bases 724 to 1944 code for a protein of 406 amino acids.
CUAAUCGUUAAAUCUUUUCCAACAACAACACAUAGAAGUAUAUUCAAGUAAGCAUUGCAUAUCUCUUUAAUAAUGAUGUAGUUAGACUUCUCAUUGUUUUUGAUAUUUUUGUAUCUGAACCAAAACAUAGUACUGCACCAGAGUUAUCCAUAUUUUAUUUGCUUAACUACUAGUAUAUUUUUAAAUCGGGAAACAAAAAACUAAUAAAAUCCGACGUCUGGAUUUCAUGCUUUGACGUAAAAUAAUAAUGGAAUCCAUUUUCGUUUUGUUAUUAAAAUAGUUGAAUAAAACUGGCGAUUCUGCAGAACUUGUUUUCUCGAAUGACUUAAUACUCUUAUGCAAUACCAUGAGUACUAAGUUACUAAUCAACCAAUCAAAAUAAAAAGUAUUACUAAUGAGUAAUGAUAAAACGACAUUAUUACAGAAACCUAAUUCCCAUUUUGAUAGAAAGUUGAGACUAACCCCUACCCCUCCAUAUCCUUUUAGAUAUAAAAAAAGAAAAUGUGUCUAACGAUAAUCACUUUGAUCAUGGCCCAAAUCAUUCCCACCCAUGGAAAUGAUGCUCCCCAUCAAACCUUUUUUGAAAAUAAUAAUAAGGUAGAUUCCCACACCAGAAUUAUAAUAGAAAUUAAUUAAUUGUUUCCUCUUUCAUACCAUAACAUAAAUAUAUGAUCAAUCAACAAAUUCUCAAAGUCACAAUCUUUGAUUCCAAAAAAAAAGACGAUGGAACUAUCAUUAGCAUUAACAUCAACAGACCAUAAUCCAUCGCCUUCAGAGGCACAUCCAGACACUAUGGACUUUCUGUCUCGAGAAUGGUGUAAUUUCGCUGUUCAAUCACUUCAUCCCGACCCUAUCCUCUACGAUCGUUCCAUUGUUCCCGUCGAGACAUCGAUCGCCAAGUUUCAAGGCGACUCGAGUCCUGUUUCUUGUGCUAUGAUGGAUAAGAGCAUGAAGAUGGAAGAUCCAGAUUUUAAGCCCUCGAUGGCUUCAUGGAAAACCAAUGAUGUCAAGUCAUGGAUAUGGAUGCAACAAGCAAUGCACCCGGAAUUGAGCUACGAAGGCUUUUUCCGCAAGAAACUUAAACUUCCAUGGAAGAUUACGCCGUCGAUAAAGAAAUGGUGGAAAGAGAUAAAGGCGAAACGAAAGGAAGAAGUGAGGCUACAGAGAGCUGAAGUUCACGCUGCCGUUUCCUUGGCUGGUCUAGCGGCUGCUCUCGCCGCCGUAGCUUCCGAGAACGCCGGAAAAGAUGGUGGAAACGGUCGACCGAGCACGAGGGAGACUGCUGUGGCUUCUGCAGCGGCUGUGGUGGCGGCGCAGUGUGCGCAGAUGGCAGAGACAAUGGGAGCAAACAGAGAUCAGCUCAGCACAAUGAUUGGUUCGGCCAUGACCGGGACAAGUGUCAGUGAGAUACUCACUCUCACUGCCUCAGCUACAACUUCGUUGAGAGGUGCUGCGACGCUGAAAGCAAGAAGAGGUUGCAAGAUCAAUAGAUUGAAUGGCUCUGCUCCUGUGUUGCCUAUCGAAGACUCUUCUUAUUUGCCUCCUGAAUUCGACAAGAACAUAUCUGUUCUUGCUAAAGGAACCGAUCUCUUCGUUGAAACACCAGAUGGGGAUUUCAAGGCUAGGACAGUGUCUAUGGUCUUAAACAAAGAUGGAAAGGUGAUUCUCAAAAUGAAGAAACAUAACCUACUCAGGACUAAGAAAGAAAGUAUUGUGACGAAUGUUCAUGUAGAACUUUACAAAGAUUCAGAUAGCGAAGACAACAACAUAGAAGACACUUGUUAUCUCAUUGUCCUGAGAACAAACAGAGGAGCUAUCAAGCUAGACAUGGCUGAUGAUUACAGUCGUUACAAGACAUGGGUCACAACGAUCCAACACAUGCUCACUCUCUCUUCUUCCUCCUUAAGUACAAAUUACGCACUCACUUUCUACAACAAAAACUGAAAUUUUCAUCGUCUUGUUCAUCGUUUUCCCCGGUGUAAUUUUACUUUAUCAUCUCCUCUGUUUCUUAUGUCUCUCUCGCUUGAUCUUAUAAUAUAAUGCAUAAACAACUUGAGAA